Neoarius graeffei (lesser salmon catfish) is the source of this 1459-nucleotide messenger RNA. RefSeq names its product SMYD family member 5 (gene smyd5). The record is from RefSeq and is a predicted model, not a curated record. Lineage: Eukaryota; Metazoa; Chordata; Actinopteri; Siluriformes; Ariidae. The transcript has 13 exons. Gene Ontology annotation, molecular function: histone H4K20 methyltransferase activity; protein binding. Bases 1 to 1242 code for a protein of 413 amino acids.
AUGGCCGCUCCCUUGGAUGACAUGUUUUCGCGUUGCGCUGAUCCCUUUCAAACUGCUAACUGCGUAGAAGUCCGGUUCAUCGACAAUGUCAAGGGUAAAGGACUGUUCGCGAAGAGACCUUUCAGGAAGGGUGAGAUCAUCUUUGCUGAGCGUCCCCUUGUGUCUACUCAGUUCUUGUGGAAUGCCUUGUACAAGUAUAAAGCGUGUGAGUACUGUCUGCGUGCUCUGGAGACGGCAGAGGAAAAUGCACGUCGACUCAGUGCUCUACCUGCCCUCAGCCUGCCCCACCCUGAGCUGUGUAAGGUCCGAGCUGAGCUGCACCAGGCCUGCCCACACUGCCAGGUGAUGUACUGUAGCAGCGAGUGCAGACAGGCUGCGUGGGAUCAGUAUCACCAGGUCCUGUGUCUGGGACCGUCACAUCAUGAUCCCGAUCAUCCGCUCAACAAGCUGCAGGACGCGUGGAGGAGUGCACACUAUCCUCCAGAAACCUCCAGCAUCAUGUUAAUGGCCAAAAUGGUUGCUGUUGUCAAGCAGGCUCAAGACAAGGGCCGCUGGCAGAGGCUGUUUUCCCACUUUUGCAGCCGUGCAGCCAACGAGCAGGAGGAAAUGGCACACAAACUGCUUGGAGAGAAGUUCCAGGGCCAGCUGGCUUUGCUGCAUAACCUGUUUACUACAGCACUCUAUGAUGAUCAUCUCAGUCAGUGGUUCACUCAAGAAGGCUUUCGCUCUCUUUUCGCACUCGUCGGGACCAACGGCCAGGGCAUCGGCACCAGUUCCCUCAGCCAGUGGGUUCAUGCGUGUGAUGCACUGGAGCUUCCUCACCAGCAGAGGGAGCAGCUAGAUGCCUUUAUUGACCAGUUAUACAAGGACAUCGAUAAAGAAACGGGCGACUUCCUCAACUGUGAAGGAUCCGGUCUCUUCCUUCUGCAGAGCUCAUGUAACCACAGCUGCAUACCGAACGCAGAGGCGUCUUUCCCCGACAACAACUUCCUGCUUCACCUGAGCGCCCUGAGUGACAUCAGCCCUGGCGAGGAAAUCUGUAUCAGCUACUUGGACUGUUGCCAACGAGACAGGAGUCGUCAUAGCCGGCAUAAGAUCCUGAGAGAGAACUACCUGUUUGUGUGCUCGUGCCAGAAGUGCAUAUCCCAGAUGGAUGAUGCGGACGUCACCUCAGAGGACGAUGAUGAGGGGGAAGGAGAGACAGAAGGGGAUGAAAUUGAGGAUGAGAUGACGGACGUGUGAUGACGAUCGGGUUUUGGGUUUCACCAUUUCCCCCCAUUUCAGCCCUGUCUUCUUGUGGACAUUUACAUUUUCAUAUCAUCAUAAUGAAAAAUACCGGGGUUACAAUAGCUCUGUUCAUGCAAUAGGAGAGUAACCUCUGGGUUAUGCAAAGUAGUGUUUUUUUUGGGUCUCACUUCUACACCUUUUAAUUCCCAUCAAGUAAAUGGUGCCAAGAAUG